Mizuhopecten yessoensis (Yesso scallop) is the source of this 1457-nucleotide messenger RNA. RefSeq names its product multiple inositol polyphosphate phosphatase 1-like. The coding region runs from base 25 to 1386 and encodes 453 amino acids. Gene Ontology annotation, molecular function: inositol phosphate phosphatase activity; acid phosphatase activity. The transcript is spliced from 4 exons. Lineage: Eukaryota; Metazoa; Mollusca; Bivalvia; Pectinida; Pectinidae. The record is from RefSeq and is a predicted model, not a curated record.
GUGUUAAAACUGUUUUCGGUUAAAAUGGAAGGAUGCAUGAUAGCGCGACUUUGUCUUGUGACCUUGAUUGUCACUAUACACUGUGGUCCUGUUAGUUCGAACAGUUAUUUAUUUGGGCGGGAAUUGUUCGGGACGAAGACCCCUUACCUGUGGUCGAGACAGAGCUCGGACGUAACUGACCUUACGUCCGUGCAAUAUAAUGGACAGCAAUGUCGGGCUGUGUACGUGGACGGACUGUACCGACAUGGUGCGCGCUAUCCGAGCCUCAAAUGGGUCAACCGGAUGAACGAACUGCACACACUGUUAAGUGGCGGGAACGGCAUUGACCAGUCCGUGGGGGACUGGGGGAACGCCUUCAAAGCCGACAAGGCGGCCCAGCUGUCAGCUCUCGGCCAGCAGGAAAUGGUGGUUCUCGGGGAGAGGCUCGGGUCUCGAUUCCAAAGUCUCCUCAGUAGCGAAAAGGACAGAAUGCACUUCUACUCAUCGGCGAAAGACAGAGCCAAAGACAGUGCAACCUAUUUUCAGAAAGGGUUAGGAAAUACAAUCGGCACCAACCUCUCCAUACCGACCACUAUUGACAACCUCAUGCUCCGUUUCUACGAAUCCUGUAAAUUGUACAACAAAAUCAUGGAUAACGAAAAGACAUUCGAGGAAUACGAUAAAUUUCUGACCGGACCCGAAAUGACCAACGUGGUGACCAACGUCAACAACGCUGUGCUAAGCGGUCACUUCAACUUGACUGUCGAUCAGGUGAGGAUAAUACAACAGAUAUGUGCGUGCGAGCUCGCCUUCUUCAACACAUCGGACUGGUGUAGCUACCUCAGCCUGUCUGGAUUGGAGCUUAUGGAUUACGGUGGGGACAUAAAGAGUAACAUAGAAGGCGGCUACCGACACGAUAUCACAGCCCAGAUGUCGUGUCCACUCCUCAAACACGUACUUCAACAGAUGGACAAAGUGGUGACUGCCCAGUCCGACAGACCUGUAGCCUCGUUCCGGUUCGGUCACUCGGAGACUGUGUCCCCCGUGUUUACCGCCCUUGGACUGUUUAACGAGUCGACAACGUUCCUUGCCACAGACUUUAAAGCCAACGCCAACCGCCAGUACCGAACAAGUGUUAUACUGCCGUUCUCCGCUAACCUGGUCACCACCAUGUACAAGUGUGGCACGGAGUACAUGGUCAAGAUGAUGGUCAACGAGGAAGAGGUGGACAUCCCGGCGUGCGGUGCUACCAUAUGUCCCUACACCAUGGUAAAGGAACACUAUGGACAGUUUGAGAACUGUGAAUUUGAAAACAUCUGUGAAAAUGAGGGAACCAAUACUGGAACAAUAUCUAGGAUUUCAGGAUCUGUAAUGAUCGCCAUUGUUCUCCUAUUGUUUCUUCAUUAGUGGUCCCCAUUGUUGUAUAUUACUUUCUAUAGCGGUCCUCGUUGUUCUCUUAUAAAGCUUUCUGUAAUGGU